Vitis riparia (riverbank grape) is the source of this 773-nucleotide messenger RNA. RefSeq names its product protein FERTILITY RESTORER RF2, mitochondrial-like. Gene Ontology annotation, biological process: chloroplast organization; thylakoid membrane organization. The transcript has 5 exons. The record is from RefSeq and is a predicted model, not a curated record. Lineage: Eukaryota; Viridiplantae; Streptophyta; Magnoliopsida; Vitales; Vitaceae. Bases 116 to 628 code for a protein of 170 amino acids. Gene Ontology annotation, cellular component: chloroplast.
CUUCCCACAAGUCGGUUUCGGAGGGAAAGGACAUUAAACGACGUCGUCGCCUCAUCUUCAUCUUCAUCUUCUUUUCUCCAUACAUCAGCCAGGAAAUAUCUGCAUUCCCCAGAAGAUGUCUUCAUUGACCGCAAGUGCCAUUGCUAUCCCGGCAAAAAGACCACCAGAAGGUGAAUGCAGGGGCCAAAUUAAGAUUCUUGGACCUGUCCCAGUAGGGCUUUACAGACAGUCGCUUUCUUUCGGUGGAACACAAGCUAUUUCUCCAGUAGUGCUUUACAGACAGUCGCUUUCUUUUGGUAGAACACAAGCUAUUGCUCAUACUCGAAAGCAGUCUGCUUCUCUCAUAUGCGCUUCUGCCCUGAAUGCUAGAUGUGGUGCAGAACAAACCCAAACCGUUACACGCGAAUCGUCAACAAUUACCAUUGCUCCUACUCAAGGUAAGGAAAAGUCACCAGAACUUGAUGACGGUGGGACUGGAUUUCCACCCCGUGACGAUGGUGAUGGAGGUGGUGGUGGAGGGGGCGGGGGAGGCGGCUGGGCCGGAGGUUUCUUCUUUUUUGGCUUUCUUGCUUUUCUAGGCUUCUUGAAGGACAAGGAAAGUGAAGGGCCAUAUCGGGAUGAGAGAUGAAGAUGAGAGAGAACAAUGUGUGGGAAAUCAAUAAAUUUGGAGGCUCCAACUUCAUUCAUAUUGUACUUUUAUAUUGUUUUUUUUUUUUUGGCUGUAUUCUUUUUUAGCGCAAAAAUAGUAACUAACUUUAAAACGGUUCCAUGGU